AUGGGUCGUAAGAUAAAAAUAGAACCUACGCAGUUAGCUUCACCAACGGGAAUCCAACUGGGACCUUCACAAUUUAUUCAUGGUCAAAACAAUAAACCCCCGACAAGACAAUUUACUACAAGAUCCCGUGCUAAGAGUACUGCCAGUUUUAAGGGGUUAAGGAAAGUACUGACCCAUGAUGGUACUACCAUUGAUAGGGAUUCCAUGAAACCUACGAAAUCUAGCGAUGCCCUUUUUAGAAAACGUGCUAUAAGUGGGUUGAACAUGACUGCAUUGGCUAGGGUUAGGUCUAAUCCAAACGUACAUGGGGGUUCUGGAAGUCAUGGUCAUGGUACUGGAAUGUGGAUGGGUAUACCAGGUAUCAAACCAAGGAGAACGAAAAGUACACAUUCUGUGAUUAGUAUGAAGGAUAACAGCGAUAGUUGUUCAAACAGUGAAGAAGAAUUGGUGACAGACAGUGAAUCCGAUACAGUUGUGAAGGAUCUACGUAGGGAUAAUAAACAAAGUAAAAACAGCAACAAUGGGAGUGGUAUGAUCCGCGAUAAUUCUAGAGAAAAGCUUAUAUCUAUUGAUAGCAUUAUAGAAGAAGCUCAAAUGGAUUCAAGAACGGAGGAUCUUCUAGCAGAUAAGGAACAUGUUGUCAAACCAUUGAGUUAUAAACCACCUUCUGAUUAUAUAAAUCAUGGAAAUACUGGCGUAAGCCAGGACAAACUGAACGAUUCAUCUCAAAACGAUACAUCAUUAGAACUAGAAAUAAAAGCGAGUGGGUUCAGUAAUGUAGAUAAAACUGUAAAUGGGAUGUCAAAAAAUAAUAAUGUUACUACUACUAAUAAUAAUGAGGACGAUGUUCUAAAAAAAAAUGCAGAAUUAUCCAUUAGUAAUGACCAUAUUGAACCAGCGGAUAUAUCUGAUAAUAACGAAGGCUAUGAUCUUUAUAGAAACCAACUAACUAGGCAGACAAAAAGUAAAGAACAUGAAACAAACAUAGAUACAAAACAAAGCAUACCUGUACAGAACAAUGGCAAUGCUGAUAUUAGGAAUGGUCAAAAGAAUAGUGAAUUGAAUGAUCAAUAUAUACCUAAUAUGAUCCUAUCUCAGUCCACUGGAGUUGUAAGGCAUUUUGAUGACCCACCAUCAAUUCAAAAUUCACUCGCUAAUGAGAUACAUGCUAAUCGCAAUUCUGGUUAUUCAAUUUCUAACAAUCAUAAUAUAGACCAGGAAACCUUCAAGACAUCGCAAUUAUUAAAUAGUAGAGAACCUAAAUCUUCCAUACAUCAAGUACCCAAAGAAUUGGCAAAUAAAAUUAAUGGAUUUAAUACUAAUGAAGACACUAUUCAUCACAAUAACAAUUCUGAUAUUUCUGGAAAUGUUCAGAAUUCAAAAAUAUCAAAUUUUUCCAAUUCAUAUUCCAGUUUAACUAACAAUUUACAAAGAGCAAAUGCUGCCGCAGUAUUAGGCAAGACAGCAAGUGCAAGAGUACCACAGAGUCCACAUAGACCAAAUACUGGAACAAAUUCACAGACAGGUUCCACCCCAUUAAGUAGUCUCUUUAGAAAAAAAGGUAAUCAAUAUGAACUUUCUGGAUCAAACGACGCUAAGAAAGAAGGAGGCGAAACUACAAAAGGUGGAGAUGGGAAGAAACUCAAUAACUUUUCUCAGUUCUUAAAAUCUGAUAUGACUGAGGGUGACUCUAGAACACAGAGAAAACUUUGGUUACAAAGAGAAAACUCCAUAAUGGAUUUAAAUAUUCAGAAUGGAUCUGUCGAUUCUGUUUUUAUGGUUACAAACGUAGAUGUUAAGAGAGAAUUCGAAAGGAUAUCACACGAGUAUACCAAUUCAAAAAGGUUUUAUAAUCCACUGGAUGCAGCAUUGAAAAGAUUUGAAACUUAUAAAAAACAACAAGAGGAUACGAAUCGAGUCAAUGAAGUGAAUUCAAAGACUAAAUCUAAAUCUAAAUCAACCAAUAAUAAAUUAUCUGGUCAUCUCUCUUUAAGAUCGACAGAGAGUAAUAAUACUGAGUUUUUUGCUAACUACGGGUCUAGUCAAUCUAACACUGUUAAUAUGGAGGAAUUUCAACCUACUGUGCAAAAUUCAAAAUUACAAAGAGUUUUAUCAUCAAUAUGGAAAGAGGAGAGUAUGGCUUUCAACAAUGAAAUGAAUCAAUUGAACAAAGGUAAUAAGAGUUAUCACCAAAGAGAAUUGAGUGAUGGGUCUCAACAUAGAUUAUCACAAGCAGGAAACGCGGGAUCAAGGUCAAUUUAUAACAAUAGUUACCUCAAUAGUGGUAUAAACCAAAGUGGUAAUAAUAGGCAAUCUUUGAGAAACGCACCGAUUAAUAAUAAUUACGGGAGUCAAUCUAGGAUGAUGAAUUCAUUACAACCUACCACCCGAGCAGUCAUAAGACGGAAUGAGUCAAGUUCUCAACACAUCCAACGUUUUUAA
Messenger RNA from Maudiozyma saulgeensis, 2442 nucleotides. The record is from the annotation of a GenBank genome assembly. NCBI's taxonomy places the organism in Eukaryota, Fungi, Ascomycota, Saccharomycetes, Saccharomycetales, Saccharomycetaceae.